AUGGAAGUAAGACUCAAAGGACCUGGCCCACAUCAGCAGCUCAAGCAGAGUGGGCAAACAGGAGUUCAGGUAUUCAUAAGGACAGGAUUGGUAUUGUUAGAACAAGAAUACAAGUUAAGAGAAACGUAUUGUGAUGACACAGCUGUGGGAAGACUGAGUUGUCCUCCAGUUGAGGAAAAGGUUUGUUGGAAUGAUAGGCCAAAGGCAGAGGCAGAAGAAUCUACAGCUGUUCAGAAAAAAGACAAACCCCUUCCAAGACUUAAUAUCCAUUCUGCCUUUUGGAUUUUGGCAUCCAUUGUUGUGACCUAUUAUGCUGAAUUUUUUAAAACUGUGAAAGAAAACAUACAAACAAGUGGGUGGCUUCUAGUUGGUAUUAGCCUUUUGAUCACAAGCUUAGCUAUUGUGUUUUACUGCAUAUUGUAUCUGGAAUGGUAUUGUGGAAUUGGAGAGUAUGAUGUCAGAUAUCCGGUACUGAUACCUCUUACAACUGCUACCAUUUUAGCAGGAAUUUGUUUCAAAAUUGCCUUAUGGCCUGUGUGGACACUUUUCACUCCUUUGAUAUUAUUUACCCACUUUAUGGGUGCUAUUAUGCUUGUCUCCCUCCUUGGCUUAUAG
Molecule: messenger RNA, 615 nt
Organism: Dromiciops gliroides (monito del monte)
Lineage: Eukaryota; Metazoa; Chordata; Mammalia; Microbiotheria; Microbiotheriidae
Product: transmembrane protein 128-like
Source: RefSeq, a predicted model, not a curated record